UUAUGCAAAUGAGUCAUGGUAACCCCAAUCUCUAAACCAUGCUAUCUGUCCGCGACGCCACGCUAUCUUAUCACCAGUUUGUACUCUUUGAUAUCCUAUCUCUCCGAGUACAGUUCCACACUAUUGCUAUGUUUCUAUAACCAAGAGAUUCUUGUCAACAUGAACGUUUUCCUAGCAUUCCUGUACAUCUUGCCGAUCGCUGUGUAUGAAGUUUCCGGUGAGGGGAAUACCACAGUAGCCACGUGUGGUGACGUUCUAAAUAAUUGCGAAACAUACGGGAAAGCCGCGUGCCAUCAUCCGUUUGAAAGUUGGGCCCGGAAGAACUGUGCCAACUACUGCGGAUUUUGUGGUGAAAACGCAUGUGUGGAUGAAUUAACUAACUGUGAGACAUAUGGAACCGCCUCAUGUAAAUCUCCAUAUGUGAGUUGGGCUACCAAGAACUGUGCCAGGUAUUGUGGUAUAUGUGGAAGUAUAAAGGUACCGACACACCCACCUUUAGCGCCAUCCACCGCUGGUUGUCAUGACGAGGAAAAGGACUGUAGUUCAUAUGGCAAGGACAUAUGCACUGGGUACCAGACCUGGGCCAGGCAACACUGCGCCGCAUAUUGCGGUUUCUGUGAGGAAUUGUCAACAAAACCCACCAUACCAGUGUAUUUUUACACUGGCACUUUCCCACCCGGGUCUAAUGGUACUUUAAACAGAUGUUUUUAUAAAGGGAACUUUUACCAAACAAACGACACCUGGCGAGAUGGAUGUGAAUACAACUGUACCUGUACUGAUGAUACGAAGGGAAUGUACAGGUGUACAACCUUGUGUUAUACGUGGACCUUACCCAGUAUCUGCCGAUUGGAAACUCCGCCUGGCAAGUGUUGCGCCAAACCGGUGUGUCCUCCCAACUUCCAUCUUCAGUAUCCACCGGGUUACGUAGACCAGGACGUCUGAACUAACAGAUAUCGCAGGACUCAUUGAUUAUAUAAAACUUCCUUCAUCUAGAUGUCUAUUUUCAUGAUUUAUUAAUAAACCCAUACAAUUAUAAA
Pecten maximus is the source of this 1037-nucleotide messenger RNA. RefSeq lists its product as uncharacterized. Gene Ontology annotation, molecular function: protein binding. The transcript has 8 exons. NCBI's taxonomy places the organism in Eukaryota, Metazoa, Mollusca, Bivalvia, Pectinida, Pectinidae. Bases 16 to 942 code for a protein of 308 amino acids. The record is from RefSeq and is a predicted model, not a curated record.